This is a messenger RNA of Poecilia latipinna (sailfin molly), 2548 nucleotides long. RefSeq names its product zinc finger protein 36, C3H type-like 2 (gene zfp36l2). Bases 516 to 1718 code for a protein of 400 amino acids. The record is from RefSeq and is a predicted model, not a curated record. Gene Ontology annotation, molecular function: mRNA binding; metal ion binding. The transcript has 2 exons. Lineage: Eukaryota; Metazoa; Chordata; Actinopteri; Cyprinodontiformes; Poeciliidae.
UAAAUCACAAAUUAAAAGUCGGAGCCCCAGCCCCCUUUGAGCCCCCCUUGGUGUCGCCUUUGAUUAACCAAAUUCUGUAUCAGCAAGAGUUUUUAACCCACUUCCAGAGGUUUUCAGGGGUGUGUGGAGUGGAAGGAGGGAGUGUGGGCCAGGGUUGGAUUUCAAGGCGGUGACCGAGCAGCCAGCCAACCGGAGAGGGGAAGAAGUUUGCCCGAACUCGGCCCGCCCCUCCCCGGCCACAGCGUUGCAUUUAUACGCCGUUUGCUCCACAGCGAAGCACUCUGGUUCUAGAGAGGAGGAGACAACAGCCACAACUUCACAGCUCCACAAUACUAACCUCUUCUAUUUUUUAUUAUUUCCUCCGGACUUCAAAUUAAAUUAUAACAAUAAUAAUAAAAUAAAGCGUUUUGGGCAACUUUUAAAAACUUUUCCACAACCAAAACUUUCCAACUAAGCUCCAGUCGUGGCACAAACAACACCACCUCGUCGCAGUGAAGGAUCCCGCUCGGUCCUCCAUGAAAGACGGAGUGCGGCAGCAGAUUUGGGGAAGAGACAUGUCAGCGACGGUCCUGUCCACUUUCUACGACAUGGACAUGCUUUACAAGCAGGAGAAAAGCAUGAACAUGAACGCCCUCCACAUCAACAGCAUGCUGGAUAAGAAGGCGGUGGGCGCUCCGGUCGCCGGCUCCUUCACGCCGGGAUUUUUCCGGAGAAACUCCACCAGCAACUUGGAGGCAAUGAGCAACGGCAACAAGUACUCUCUGGGCUCGUACAGCAGCUGCAUGAAGGAGAACUCCCCGGUUGGCGGCGGCGCCACGGCCCUCAUGAACAAGGAGAACAAGUUCCGCGACCGCGCCUACAGCGAGACCGGAGACCGGGGCGUGCUGCAGCAGAAGCCCGCCUCGCAGAUCAACUCCACCCGAUACAAAACCGAGCUGUGCCGGCCCUUCGAGGAGAACGGGUCGUGCAAAUACGGGGAGAAGUGUCAGUUCGCCCACGGCUACCACGAGCUGCGGAGCCUGACGCGCCACCCGAAGUACAAAACGGAGCCGUGUCGCACUUUCCACACCAUCGGCUUCUGCCCCUACGGUCCCCGGUGUCACUUCAUCCACAACGCGGACGAGCGGCGGCCCGCCCCGCCGGCCAACGCCAACGUGCAGGCGGCGGAGCCCCGCGGCUACAGCCCGCAGCAGCAGCUCCGACCAAAGCUCCACCACAGCCUCAGCUUCUCCGGCUUCUCCACCCACCACGGACUCGAAUCGCCGCUGCUCGACAGCCCCACAUCCCGGACCCCGCCGCCCCCGACCUCCGCGUCGUCUUGCACCUCCGCCUCCAGCUUCUACGACGACGUGCUGUCGCCCAGCUCCAUGCCGUGCAUCAACAGCGCCUUCUCCUUCCCCGGGCAGGACCUGAAAGCCUUGCUGGCCCCGCUGGCCGUGCACUCCCCGGCCGGCUACGCCAACAACCACUCCGGCGGCGUUGGCGGCAGCUUCUACGGGAACGCGCCGAGCAGCGUGAGCCUCCAGGCGCUGCGCCGCCUCAGCGAGUCGCCGGUGUUCGAGCCCCCGCCCAGCCCGCCGGACUCCCUCUCAGACCGGGAGAGCUAUGCGAGCGGGUCCCUCAGCUCUUCCGGGAGCCUCAGCGGCUCCGAGUCCCCGAUCCUUGACGCUGGAAGGCGUUUGCCAAUCUUCAGCAGGCUGUCGAUUUCAGAUGACUAAGUAAAUUUUUUUUUAUUUUUUUGGAUUAUGGUUGGUUUGAGGAGUCGGGAGGUGCUGGAGACUGAGACUUUCCUUUAAGCAGAGGAUAUCAAAAGUUUGGCUCCUCGUCACCUCCUUUGACGUGUCUUUAAGCAAGACUUUUUCUGAUUUAUUUUUCUUCCCACCAGCUGCAGGGUGCAAACCCUGCCCAAACCUCCCUGGAGGGGGGACAAGAGACCAGUUUCCACUAGAAAUGCACCGAUUAGGCCAAUACAGAUACCGAUUUUUAAUUUUGUUUUGUUUUUCCUUGUGGUCUGAUCUACCGAUACUGUUUUUGUUUUUCUCCCUACUGAGAAGUAAAAACUUUCUGCGGGUUCCUUGCUGAUAGAAGUUUUCAAAGGAUGUAUCCCAAACCUUUCUAAUGACAUGCUUGUUGAUGCAUUUCCUGUAUGGAAUGAAAGCGUUGGGUGUUAUUAGGGGGUAAAAAAAAAUAAUUAAAAAAUAGAUUUUUUUUUUUCCCCCCCAGUAUUUCGCCUUUCUGAUCACAAGGAAAAAUCGUCUGGUUCCGAUCUGCAUGGUGUCUGAUCGGUGCAUCUCUAGUCCCACGAGGAUCAGUUAAGCUUCAGUUUCAAGUAUCCUUGACCAGGCAUUAGUGUAAUAGUGUUUUGUUCUUGUUUGUAUUAUAGCUGUAUUAAAACUUAGAUAGCAAACAGAAGGCAUUCCAUCAGUGCCUUGCCCAUGGGGCUCCUGGCAGCCCUCCCUCUCUCCUCUCUCUCUUAUCGCUCUAUCAGGCAAGCCACACUUUUCCUGGGAUUAGAUGAGUGUAACAUGACUUGACAAGAAAAAAAAAA